Rhinichthys klamathensis goyatoka is the source of this 1111-nucleotide messenger RNA. RefSeq names its product dual oxidase 2 (gene duoxa). Gene Ontology annotation, biological process: protein transport. The transcript has 7 exons. Bases 116 to 1111 code for a protein of 331 amino acids. NCBI's taxonomy places the organism in Eukaryota, Metazoa, Chordata, Actinopteri, Cypriniformes, Leuciscidae. Gene Ontology annotation, cellular component: endoplasmic reticulum membrane. The record is from RefSeq and is a predicted model, not a curated record.
CUUGAAAGUCACUGUAUAAUUCGCACACUAGACUGUUAUCUGCAAUCUUCAGGUAACCGAGCCUCUUGCCAACACUGUCCUGCUUUCAGCUUUAGUUCUCGCCUGUGGAGGGAAGAUGACUUUCUACGAUGGCAUUUACCCGUUCUACUCGCUACAAAGAAGCCCGUUCAUCAUCGACAUCAGCCUGCUGGUCGCGAUCCUGGUUUUCUCGGUUCUGGCUGUCAGUUUCAUCUUCAUUCUACCAGGAAUACGUGGCAAAUCGAGACUGUUCUGGAUGUUCAGGAUAAUCAUUAGUUUAUUUAUCGGGGGUGUUUUAGUUGUGUUGAAUUUUACCGGAGACUGGGCUGAAGCCAGCGUGAAGACCAACGCCACCUACAAAUCCUUCAGUAACGCAGUGGUGUCCGCUGAGGUGGGACUGCACGUGGGCCUGUACGGAAUAAACAUCACACUCAGAGGCGAGCCAGUAUCGCAGAUAAACGAGACCAUCGACUACAACGAGAUCUUCAGUUGGUCGAGCAGCGUGGAUGAGCAGUACGGCGACGCGCUCGAGAGGGGUCUUCCCAACCCCAUCCUUUACAUCGCAGAGAAGUUCACACGCAACAGCGCUUGCGGGCUCAUCUUCCAGUACAGAUACUCAGGCCGCUUCGCCUCAGCCAAUCUCUGGACGGCUUUUUGCUGCUGGCUGGUGGCCAAUAUCCUCUUCUCAAUGCCCGUCAUCCUCUACGCCGGGUACAUGAUGAUAGCCACGGCUGCUUUCAUCUUCUUCUCCAUGGCUUCCUUCUCAACUAUAUACAACGUGCCCCAAUGUGACUUCAGCAUAGGUGCAGAGUCCUUAAGGACAGACUACAGCCAUUCCUUCUGGAUCGCUUUGGCAACGGGUUUACUGUGCGCUGUGAUUGGGUUGGUGGUGGUGUUACUGGAUUGUCUAUUUCCUGCGAGGAUGAGGGAGGCGUUCAGCGUUGGCGUGGACAACGAGGAAGACGAAUGCCAUACCGGUGAAUGCUACCUCAACUCAGGCUUUCUAGAGGGAGUGAUCUCUGAUGACAUCACACAGACGGGGAAUGGCUCUUUGCCUCAGCAGAUCACCACAUUAACAUCUGCAGCCACAUGA